Molecule: messenger RNA, 1774 nt
Organism: Pelobates fuscus (common spadefoot toad)
Lineage: Eukaryota; Metazoa; Chordata; Amphibia; Anura; Pelobatidae
Product: serine/arginine-rich splicing factor 5-like
Exons: 8
Coding region: 77-865 (262 amino acids)
Cellular component (GO): cytoplasm; nucleus
Molecular function (GO): mRNA binding
Source: RefSeq, a predicted model, not a curated record
CCUGUGGCAGCCAUCUUGUUAGAGUCACAUCCGGAGCGUCCCAUCCGCCAUUUCAUCCUGCGGAAGGAGAGAUAAAAUGAGUGGCUGCAGAGUGUUCAUUGGGAGGCUGAGUCCCCAUGCCCGGGAGAGAGAUGUGGAAAAGUUUUUUAAAGGGUAUGGACGGAUCAGAGAGAUAAAUCUGAAAAAUGGAUUUGGAUUUGUGGAAUUUGAAGAUCAUAGGGAUGCUGAUGAUGCAGUCUAUGAACUGAAUGGCAAAGAACUAUGCAGUGAAAGGGUCACAAUUGAACAUGCCAGGAAUCGUAGAGGACGAGGAGGAAUGAUGGGAGGUGGAGGUGGUGGAGGGAGGUAUCCCAUGCGCUUUGGCUAUCGUCAGUCUAACACUGGUGGACCAAGUAGGUAUGGACCUCCAGUUCGAACCGAGCAUAGGAUUAUCGUGGAAAACCUCUCCUCACGUGUCAGCUGGCAGGAUCUAAAGGAUUUUAUGAGAAAGGCUGGCGAAGUGACCUAUGUGGAUGCACACAGAAGCAACAGGAAUGAAGGGGUUGUGGAGUUUGCAUCCUAUAACGAUAUGAAAAGUGCUAUGGACAAGCUGGAUGGUGUUGAACUAAGUGGUCGCAAAAUUAAAUUGGUUGAAGAUCGCAAAAAGCACAGAAGCAGAUCUCGUUCGAGGAGCUACUCUAGAUCCCGCAGCAAGUCGAAGUCUCGCGGGUCCUCCAGGUCUGCAAGUAGAUCUCGUUCUCCCAGCCGCACGCCUGAGAAGAAAUAUCCUCCGAAAAGCAGCAGUGCAGAACCUGCUCAGGCUUCUCCAUCUCCUCGUUCUACCAAGCGUCAAUCCCGCUCGAGUUCUGCGGACAGCCGCAAUUAACUAAGUUGAUGUUUUAGAAUACAAAUGUAUACUGCUGGGGAAGGUCAUCAGCCCCUAUAUAGAGAUGACAAUGAAGAGUGAUAUGCGCAGGUAACAACCUGUUACAGGCAGAGGUAUAGUUGGCCUAGUACUUUAUUUUUCCCACUUCUGGUAAUUUGCUUAAUUUCUUCAUACCUUGUUGUCACCCACCCCCCUCCAAAUCAAGAAAACAUAGCCGUGUAUAUUUUUGGAUUACCUUUAAGUUAAUGAUUUUAAGAACUGAAAGCUAUUUCCACUUGCAAACAAUUUUUGCCCCUUUCUAUUGUCUGCAACUAUCCCCUGACUUGUUAAAAAUUGAGUGACUUAAUGAUGGUGUAUAUGUUGUUGUAGGGUUAAUGUGCUAAUUGAAUUACUGCACCAUAGUUUUCUCCUUGGUAAGCUGUUCUGCACACUUUGCCAGUGCUGUAUAAUGUAAGCCCAAGCAUUGUCUGCUAUAUAGAGUGUCACCAUAUAACAUGUACAAUUAAACCAUUGAAUAAAGUGGCUGGGUAUCGGAGUCUUAAAUCAGUUUAAGGUUAGAGCCAAAGCCUCAUCGACCAAGGGAGUUGUGUAUGAUGGAGUACAUGAUUAAAUAGCACUGUAAACAUAAAUGUAAUGUUACAGAUCUGUGUCUUGUAGUAAUCAUCCACAUUUUAUAGCCUUUUCUUUUUAUUGUAAAAUGGCUAUAAAAUGGUUCAGAGAAUGAUUAUUAUUUUUUUUAUUUCCCUCCCGAGUGCUUGUCUGCAUAGUUCUAGAUGCCUGAUGGAAUAUGAGCAAUGUUUAGUUUUUUUCGGUAUGCUGCUUUUCUGUUGGUUACUAUGUUUUUUUUGUGUGUAAUUUUUUUUUUUUGGUUUUAUGCAUUUGAGUUUUAAUAAAAUCUACCUUUCCAGA